This is a messenger RNA of Platichthys flesus (European flounder), 2461 nucleotides long. It is a transcript of the gene chrna9a, whose product is annotated as cholinergic receptor, nicotinic, alpha 9a. Bases 1 to 1665 code for a protein of 554 amino acids. Gene Ontology annotation, cellular component: postsynaptic membrane; neuron projection; synapse. Gene Ontology annotation, molecular function: acetylcholine-gated monoatomic cation-selective channel activity; transmembrane signaling receptor activity. NCBI's taxonomy places the organism in Eukaryota, Metazoa, Chordata, Actinopteri, Pleuronectiformes, Pleuronectidae. The transcript is spliced from 7 exons. The record is from RefSeq and is a predicted model, not a curated record. Gene Ontology annotation, biological process: signal transduction; chemical synaptic transmission; nervous system process.
AUGAGGAAGGCAACGCUGAUGGUUUGGAUCAGCCUUUUGGUGCAAGUCUCCCAAGGUGCCCAGGGUCAUUAUGCCCGCAAGCUUCUGAACGACCUGAUGGAGGACUACACCAACGCUCUGAGACCUGUGGAGGACACAGACAGAGCCCUCAACGUGUCGCUGCAGAUCACGCUGUCACAGAUCAAAGAUAUGGAUGAGAAAAACCAGGUUCUAACCACGUACCUGUGGAUCAGGAAGGUCUGGUUCGAUGCUUACCUGAAGUGGGACAAGGAGGACUAUGACGACCUGGAGAUGAUCAACAUCCCCAGCGACCUGGUUUGGAAGCCGGACAUCGUCCUCUACAACAAAGCAGAUGAGGAUGCGUCAGAUCCAUCCAGCACUAACGUAAAGCUGCGUUAUAAUGGAGAGAUCAUCUGGGACUCUCCGGCCAUCACAAAGAGCGCAUGUGUGGUGGACGUCUCCUACUUCCCCUUCGACAGUCAGCAGUGUAACCUCACCUUCGGCUCCUGGACCUACAAUGGAAACCAGGUGGACAUCAGUUUGGGCAUGGACAGUGGAGACCUGUCCGACUUCGUGGAGAACGUGGAGUGGGAGUGUCACGGCAUGCCCGCGGUUAGAAACGUCAUGAUGUACGGCUGCUGCUCGGACCCUUACACUGAAAUCACCUAUACCCUGCUGCUGAAGCGCCGCUCCUCUUUCUACAUCUUCAACCUGCUCCUGCCCUGCUUCCUCAUCUCGUUCCUCGCCCCGCUGGGCUUCUACCUGCCCGCCGACUCCGGGGAGAAGGUGUCCCUCGGGGUCACGGUGCUGCUGGCCCUCACCGUGUUCCAGCUGCUGGUGGCUGAGAGCAUGCCUCCUGCGGAAAGCAUGCCCUACAUAGGAAAAUAUUACAUAGCCACGAUGACCAUGAUCACAGCUUCUACCUCUCUCACCAUCUUCAUCAUGAACAUUCAUUUCUGUGGCGCUGAGGCCAAGCCCGUCCCACACUGGGCCAAAGUAGUCAUCAUCGACUACAUGUCCAAAAUCUUCUUCGUCUACGAGGUGGGGGAGAACUGCACGACACCGCAGAGCGAGAGGACCCCACUGUACCCCGAGGAGCCAUUCAAUGACAUUGGCUGCCACCAGGAGAAUUGUCUUCAAGAUGACCUCUACCACCACGAUGGUGAGGUGUACAAGUACAGCAACGGCCACAGCGUGCACCAUAACGGUAAGCAUCACAAACACCGUGCAAACGGCAGUGCCAACAGCAGGAACCAAUGUCACUACAACAACCACAACAACCACGCCUCCCGACUGGAGAGGGGUGAGGCAAAGCGAGAGCCCGCUCAGCACUUCAACCACAUCAGGCAGGAGGAACUGGACUAUCAAGCCCCUCCACAUCCCACAAACCUCCAGCACCUCAACCGGGUGAUGAAGGAGCAGCUGCUGUAUCCCACAGAGAAGCUUCAGGUUCCAUCCUGUUCCUGCUGCUGCCCCUGCCUCCAACAUAAACAGGUGGUGAAGAACAUCCAGUACAUUGCCAAUUGCUUCCGCGAGCAGAAAGCGACGUGUGUCAAGGCAGCAGAGUGGAAGAAGGUUGCCAAGGUGAUGGAUAGGUUUUUCAUGUGGAUCUUCUUCUUCAUGGUCUUCCUCAUGAGCAUCCUCAUCAUUGCCAAGGCAUCCUGACGUCCUCCUCUUCCUCCUCCUCUGUCAUCCUCCUGGACCUCAGUGUUACUCCAGAGUCAUUUCUUGUGUACAAAGAGAUUGCAUGUGAUACGUCAGUGUUGUGCUUUGUGUGAAUCUGUGUGCGUGAUUGUGAAGGUUAAAUGUUUUUAUUUUCACUUUGACACAAAGGGGACAAAGUCACUGAGCACAAAUCAUCCAUUCAACCACACACACGCUCACACAAAGACAACUUCAUCAAGGCCUCUGUGAUAGUAAAGAUCAGGUCUGCUUGCAUGUGUCACGGAGCAGUGGAGCGGUAAGACAAUCUAGGCCUCGCCUCGAACAUGCAUGGACACUCCAUUAUGGAUGAGCUAACAUCCAGCUAUAGGUGUUACAUUACUUACACUACCUUUAAAGCAGCCGGAGGAUACUCGAGUGCAUCACAGAGAGAGUAGAAGCAGAAUGACUUCAUGUAUUAAGCAACCUGGUGGUUGAUGAAAAUAGUGCACAGGUCAGUGAAGGUGGGAAUCACACGUGUGUUACAGUGAAUAGCAUUACAUGGUUAAAGCCAUUAUAAAGCUGAUUUUAAGGUGAUGCUCUAGAUGUCAGAGAUGAGUGUCGAAUACUUGAAAGUUGUUAAAAUACUUGAAUUUGAGACUUAAAGCAUGAAAAGAUCAUUCAAUUUUUAACUCAACAAUCAGGUGUUGAAAUCUAACUCCAGAGAAUGACUUCACUCAACUGUUGACUUACCUACACUUUGCUUAUUGUCCUGUAAAAAACAUAAAGCUGUGAUAUCUUGUUAUUAAAGCAGGUCUUA